AUAUUUAUUUCAGAUAUGGGAUUAUGUGGAGAAGUUAGUAAUAAAGAUGAAACAAAAAUUUAUGGUGUUAUGCCUUAUGUAGCUCCUGAAGUAUUAAGAGGCAAGCCUUAUACUCAAGCAGCAGAUAUAUAUAGUUUUGGUAUGGUUAUGUAUUAUAUAAUAACUGGAAGACAACCUUUUGAUGAUUGUGCACAUGAUGAAAAAUUAGCAUUACAAAUAUGUAGUGGAAUUAGACCUGAAAUACCUGAAAUACCUGAAUUGAAAUCAAAUCGGUAUAUUGAUCUAAUGAAAAAGUGUUGGGAUCUGAAUCCAGAUAAUAGACCAAAUGUUGAAUUAAUUAGCUCUGUAUUAGAUGAUAUGGGGAUGGAAAUUUUGGAAGAUGAAAUUAAAAGGGCAGAGAAGUAUCUCUUUAAAGAAUAUAAAGAAAACAAACAAUUAACUACUACUCAUCCACAAGCUAUUUAUAUAUCUCGGUUACUUAAUCCUUAUACAGAAGGACUUGCAAUUGAUUUUACAGAAUUAGAUGAUGAAAAAUGAUCGAAAUUAAUUUUACUACAACUUAUUUUACUUAUUUUCUGCUU
Rhizophagus irregularis DAOM 181602=DAOM 197198 is the source of this 581-nucleotide messenger RNA. RefSeq lists its product as uncharacterized. Gene Ontology annotation, cellular component: cytoplasm; nucleus. The record is from RefSeq and is a predicted model, not a curated record. Gene Ontology annotation, molecular function: protein serine/threonine kinase activity; ATP binding. Gene Ontology annotation, biological process: protein phosphorylation; mitotic DNA damage checkpoint signaling. NCBI's taxonomy places the organism in Eukaryota, Fungi, Glomeromycota, Glomeromycetes, Glomerales, Glomeraceae.